AAAAGAGAACCCGGAUGUUUCUAUUAGCAACCCCAUAAACGAAAAUGGCGGAGUCACCAGCUACGAUUGACGAUGAUAAGGACGUUGAUGUGGAUCCUCUGAAUGAUUAUUCAGACGAACAAUUAUUCCAUCAUGUAGAGGAAACCAUGAAAGAAAAUGAGGUCCUACAGACUGAGACUCAGAUGUUUGAAAAGUACCUCAAAAGAAAUGAGCCAAAAGAUACCUUGGGUCUUCCAAGUGCGGGUUUAUCUAGCGGAGUGGCCCAGUCCGGGUCACAGCAAGAUGUGGGGCGAGGAGUCGGAAGGAAGCGGUCCAAAUCUAGGACAAGUAACAUCAACACUUCCCUCCGACUCACAACGGAACAGAAAUGUGACAUCGCACAAAAAGAAAUCGAUGAUCUGAAGGAUGAAAUUGAACAGUUGAAAGAGAACUGUGAAAAAGUCCUAGACACAUACAAGGCAAUCAUGGAGGAAGCUGAUUUGAGGUUAGCAGAAACCAAAAAAGAAAGCUAUGAAUUUGAAAGAGAUAUUGUGAAGGGUGCUAUGAAUCCAAGGACUGGAAAAGUUAUAGCUGAGAAAGUCACCAGAUAUCUGGAUGAGAAAAACAGAUCAAGGGACACCCUUAUUGAGAAGCUACGGCUGAAAAAUUCCACGUUGAAAGUACAGAAGAAAAAGCUGGACCUUCAGCUUAAACAGAAAGAAGAAAUGGGUGAAGUUUUGCACAAAGUGGACUUUGAUCAGUUGGAGAUAGAAAACAAACAGUAUUUAGAAAAGAUUGACCAGAGGAACACAGAUUUAUUGGCGCUGAAGCUGAUGUCAACUAGAACCAAUGGUGUUCUCAUCAAAUAUAAGAAAAAGUUGCACACAUUAACAAAAGAGUCAGAGAGGCUGAAAUCAGAAAUAGGAUCUAGGAAUGAUUUGCUCUCUAGGAUUGAUUCAGAAACAGAAGUUGUUGAAGAGGAGAGGGCAAAGGCUGAGAAAAUUAACAGGAAGUUGAGGCAACAGUUGGCAGAUUUUCGCGUACCAGAAGUUAUGGAAUAUGUCACAGAAAAAGCCGAUCUGUAUGAAUUGCAAAAGAAAGUCAAGAGCUGGGAGAGGAAAGUUGAAAUCGCUGAGAUGUCCUUGAAGACACAUCGAAAAACCUGGAACCAGAUGCAAAUGGGAAGUCAGAUGGAAAACCAAUGGCGGAUGAUGGAGGCUGCCAUGUAAAUUAGAAGUUGGUUGAAUUACCAAAAAAAAACAAUUAUUUUUAAAAAGGUUGCUCAUUCCAAGAAUGAAAGAAGAGAUCGAGAUAGAAAGAAAAAUGAGAUAUUUGAUCCGGUUCCCAUAUUCUUUUGGUAUUUAUUUUACUCAUUUAAACUUAACAAUGUUUGUUAAAUCAGUGCUGAAAUGCUGAAAACAAGUGGUCCAAAAAAAAAAAUGUUUAACAGUAUUCAAUGGAGUUUAAUAUAUUGUGUACAUUUGAAACUAUAUUUGAACAAUGAUCAUGUGUUGCACUUUAUUUACUUUAUAAAUGUUGUGAAGUUUUGUUCUGUGAUACAUGAGAGCUCUGUUUACCCUAUACUUAACCCAAUCAGCCAUUUUAUUUUUUUCCUUAUAGUCUGUACUUAAAUCAAUUGUAUAAACAUGUCACUGGUUGGCUAAUGAGUAAAAUACUGGAUUGAUACUGUAAAUAUAGUGUUGUUAUUACAUGUACUGUUGAUACGUUGAAACAUAUACUUAAUUCUGAUCAGUUUAUAUUUAUAAAAUUGUACAGGCAAA
Molecule: messenger RNA, 1760 nt
Organism: Magallana angulata
Lineage: Eukaryota; Metazoa; Mollusca; Bivalvia; Ostreida; Ostreidae
Product: coiled-coil domain-containing protein 113-like
Exons: 8
Coding region: 45-1208 (387 amino acids)
Biological process (GO): cilium assembly
Cellular component (GO): axoneme; ciliary basal body
Source: RefSeq, a predicted model, not a curated record